CAACAUUCACGUCACCAAUUGAUUUUCUUCAUAAUUUUUUCUGAUAUUUUUAUGCAUUUUAUUGAAAAUGUCAAUUUCGGAAUCCGAUCGAGUGGCAAUCAAUGAACUGAGAGAAGCUGUCAAAGAACAUCUCACUCCAUACUAUGAUACUGAUUUCAACCUUCUUCGUUGGCUUAAAGGUCAUGAUUAUAAGAUGGAUGUAAUCAAACCCAAGUUGAUUAACCACCUUUUGUUUCGAAAAUCGGACUGGGACUUGGAUUCGCUGGCUGAUAAGCCAAGAGAUCACCCAGUUCAUCAUCAUUGGAAGACUGGACUUACCGGCGAAUCUGGAAUCAUUCCAAAUACCAUUGUGAAUAUCGAACAAACAGGAUCAAAUGAUUACUGGGGAAUGCUUCAUUCUUAUCCGACAAAUGAGAUUUUAAGAGCAAGAGUUCACGAUUUGGAGAGUAUGCUUAAGGCAGUAAUGGAUUUGGAGAAGAAGACGAACCAACAAUGCUCUGUGAUUUAUAUUAUGGAUCUGACUGGAAUCAAAUUUGAUAAACGAACGAUUACACUUCUCACUGGAGGACUAUCUGCUAUUUCUGCAUUCAUGGCUGAGCACUAUGUUGAGUUGGUGCACAGUUUUGUGCUUGUCAAUGUUCCAGCAUUCAUCUCCGCAAUCUGGACAAUUGCCAAGCCAUUACUUCCAGAGAGAACACGUAACAAGUGUAACAUUUUGAAUAGUGAAUGGAGAGUUGAAGUUCUGAAAAUGGCCGAAGGAAGCUGUCUCCCAUCAUACUGGAAUGAUGAAGAAGAUGAUGGACCAUUUACAGCACCAAUCGAGAAAUGUGUGCCGUUCCCUGAAGACAAGUAUUAUAUGGGAAAAGUUUCUUCGAAUGCCGAUCAUAUGUCAGUAUCAGCUGGAAAGACAGGCUUCGUUGAGGUGGAAGUGAAAACUGGUCAAACGCUAUCCUGGGAAAUUCAUUCCAAUGGACAUUUUGCAUUUGCCAUUUAUGAACUCCCACUUGUGCCAAAUAAUUCAGAUGAUGUUAGCAACUACACAAGAGUUUAUCCUCUUUUCAGCAAAAUCCCCGGUCCUACAAUCGUUCCUUGCAUCGACAAGCUGGUUUGCCCGUCAUCAGCAACCUACCGCCUGUGGUUUGGCAAUCAACAUGCCUGGUUUCACACGCUCAAAAUUGAUUAUGUUGCCAAGGUGGAAUAGUGGUGAAGUUGGGUGAUAAGUUAGAGGAAAUGGCAAGGCAAAAACAAUUUCAUUAUCAAUGUUAUGAUAUCAGUUUGUGACAAAAAAGAAUAAAGUUAUCUGUAAU
Caenorhabditis elegans is the source of this 1307-nucleotide messenger RNA. It is a transcript of the gene F20G2.3, whose product is annotated as CRAL-TRIO domain-containing protein. Bases 68 to 1201 code for a protein of 377 amino acids. NCBI's taxonomy places the organism in Eukaryota, Metazoa, Nematoda, Chromadorea, Rhabditida, Rhabditidae. The transcript has 6 exons. The record is from RefSeq and is marked reviewed.